AACUCUGUGAAUGUAGUUGGACUAGUUUUUUUGAGGAGGAUAGGAAAGAGAGGGUGAGCUAUCGAAAUAGGUACCAGCAGCUUCUAGUUCUCUUUCUCUCUCUCUCUCUUUCUCUCAUCACCACCACUGCUCUCUCCACUUCUCUUUCUGCCUCUUUCGAACAUGGUUGGAGAUCAUUGUAACCACAGCAGUGAAAGACCUGUACUUUCUCAAACUCCCAAAACUGGAAUAAGUUGCAAAAUGGUUCUACAAGCAGUAGGAAAAGUAUUAAGGAAAUCCAAGGGAAAACCAAAUGGUAAAAAGCCUGCAACAGAAGAAAAGAAACUAUAUCUUGAACCAGAAUAUACGAAGUCCAGGAUUACUGACUUUGAAUUCAAAGAAUUAGUUAUAUUACCACGUGAAAUAGAUCUUAAUGAGUGGCUAGCUAGCAACACAACAACGUUCUUCCACCAUAUUAAUUUACAGUAUAGUACCAUCUCCGAAUUCUGUACAGGAGAGUCGUGUCAGACCAUGGCAGUAUGCAAUACACAAUACUACUGGUAUGAUGAGCGAGGAAAGAAGAUCAAAUGUACAGCCCCUCAAUAUGUUGACUUUGUCAUGAGUUCAGUGCAGAAGUUAGUGACGGAUGAGGAUGUAUUUCCUACCAAAUAUGGCAAAGAAUUCCCGAACUCCUUUGAGUCCCUAGUGAAGAAGAUCUGCAAGUAUCUGUUCCAUGUGCUAGCCCACAUCUAUUCAUCACACUUCAAGGAAACCCUGGCACUGGAAUUGCAUGGACAUUUGAACACACUCUACGUACACUUCAUCCUUUUCAUCCGGGAGUUUAAUCUGGUGGACCCUAAAGAAACAACCAUCAUGGAUGACCUCACAGAGAUCCUCUGCAGCAGCAGCGGGAACAGUAGCAGUAAUGGAAGUGGCAAUGGCAGUGGUGGUGGUGGCGGCAGCAGCAGCAGCAGUAGUAGUGCAGUAGCACAGAACCAUGUGAAGGAGAGAUGAGUCUUCCUAAUCAGAGCAAAAUCAACGCUAACACUUAAAAAAAAAGGAAAAUGCUCUCUAUUCUCGGAUGUAUGCGUAUGUAUAUGUGCUUAUGUGUGUAUAUAUAUAUACAUAUAUACAGACAUACACAACCAAGAAAGCUUAAGCAAUUAUGCUGCCACCACAGGACAUGUAGACACAAAGGACUAUAUGGAGUUUUGGUUAAAUGCAUCAUCCUUGGCAAGACGUUGCACCAGUUUUGUGGGGAUUUUUUUCCUUCCCUCCAUUUUUCUCCUGUUUCUUCCUUUAUCUGAUGGAUUAUGAGUGCUGUUUUUAAGAGACGAACCACAUUUUUUGAGUUGGGCUACUGCUUUUGUGUUCCUUUUUUU
This is a messenger RNA of Protobothrops mucrosquamatus (brown spotted pit viper), 1361 nucleotides long. RefSeq names its product MOB kinase activator 2 (gene MOB2). Gene Ontology annotation, cellular component: cytoplasm; nucleus. The record is from RefSeq and is a predicted model, not a curated record. The transcript is spliced from 5 exons. Gene Ontology annotation, molecular function: protein kinase activator activity. Lineage: Eukaryota; Metazoa; Chordata; Lepidosauria; Squamata; Viperidae. Bases 163 to 993 code for a protein of 276 amino acids. Gene Ontology annotation, biological process: positive regulation of protein phosphorylation; signal transduction.